AUGAAGAAACAAACUCGUCUACAUCUUGGAUGGCUUGGUGUAACAUAUUUCACCCUAUACUCUUCUCCAGAGGAGAACCAUGAAACCCUGAAUGUUUUGCAGUAUGUGAGACCAGGACAAGGGUUCCUCCCAAAGUUCCCCAUCUUCAGCAGGAUUGAGGUGAACGGCUCUGAUGAACAUCCUCUAUACGCCUACCUGAAGGAAACUCUGCCGUUUGUUAACCCAGUCAUUGGAGACAUCAGGAAGCUCUACUGGUCUCCCAUUAAGGCCAAUGACAUCCGGUGGAACUUCGAGAAGUUUCUCAUCACCGCAGACGGAGUUCCUUACAGAAGGUAUGACCCUCAUUGUCCAUUUGAAGAGGUGGAGCGGGACAUUGCAACACUUCUGCAGGGAAGACAUUUAUCAUAAGCAGCUCUCUGAUUAUGAUUCAGAUUCUUCCUCUUUCCUAGAUCCGACCAGAUUCAAUCAGUCUGUCAAUGAGUGAAUCUCACGAAACCUGCCAUGAGAAUGUCUCAAACAUAUUUCACUUCAAAGUCAAUUGAAAAAAAUAAGGAUAUAUAUAUAUAUAUUUUAUUGUAUUAUAGGAUCAUUAUUACUUUCUCAAUUCUGACAUGAUUUUCAAUUAAGACCAAGAAAAUAUUCCCCCAA
Messenger RNA from Sinocyclocheilus grahami, 648 nucleotides. RefSeq names its product glutathione peroxidase 2-like. The record is from RefSeq and is a predicted model, not a curated record. Gene Ontology annotation, molecular function: glutathione peroxidase activity. Gene Ontology annotation, biological process: response to oxidative stress. The coding region runs from base 1 to 408 and encodes 135 amino acids. The transcript is spliced from 4 exons. Lineage: Eukaryota; Metazoa; Chordata; Actinopteri; Cypriniformes; Cyprinidae.